UUAAGUUUUAUUGGCAAACAAAACUAAAUAUCAGUGUGGAAAAUGUCAUGUUUCGGACAAGCAAAGAAGACUCCAACCAUGGCAUCGCCAGAGGUGUCGAGAGUGGAAAUUGCAGUGCCCAGAAUUAGAAGACACAGAUCCUGCACGAUUGCCAUCUGUCAGUGGUUCAUCUACAGUCUCGUCAGCGCGUGUCUGGCCCUCAACGUCUCAGACAUGUUCAUCUAUGCCAAAACCAUCUCGAAGGUCAGUGGCUGUGGCCGUUGCAUCUUUCUGCAUUACCAAAUCAUCCUCAUGGUCGUCGUGGUGCUGGUCAUGUUCCUGCUGUGCGUGGUGGCUGUGGUGGUGCUUAAGCAGAGCAUCCAUGGACUGCGCAUUUUCGUAAUGCUGCUCUUUCUGGCCACCUGGCUGCAAAUGAUGAUGAUUGUGCUGCUGACCCAUGAGUAUCCGCUUAUUCACGACAUUGAAAUUCUUUGGAAGCGCCACAAAAGUUUGGAUUAUUACGAGAGAAAUUUUGAAUGCUGCGGCUUGACGGGACCCAAUGAUUACGUCUUCAACAGCGACCAGUUGCCCAGCAGCUGCUUUAAGGAUAACAGCAUGCUGACCCGCGAUCUGUACAAGUCUGGCUGUGCCACCAAGAAGAGCCAGCCCUCGGACCUGGCCAUCACCGAGCUGGUAACAAUCGUGUGUCAGUACCUUCUGAUUGUGGUCUUGCUCUGCCACAAGAAAUAUCUGAAGCGCAAUCUGGUGCCCGUUCGCUCCCUCAGAACACUGAAUGCCGCGCGUCUCCAUCUCCCAUCGUAAAGGCAAAAUUGCAUUUGAAUUUGGUUUGGGGAUUCGUUUUUGGUCUGACAAAUUGGAUUGAAUGUCUCAUAUUUCACCAGCUGCAAUCAAUAGCGAUAAACACUCGAGUCUCCCCACUUGAGUCGCCAGCCGAAAGGGAUUCAAUGUCCACUGUCCAAUGUCCACUGUCCACUGUCCGGGCAUGCAUAUGGAUGAGCCAAUAAACAAAUCAACAAAGCAUGUCGAGGCGAUUGAAAAAGUAUUGCCAGGGAUUUGUACAUGGACACGGAGACACGGAAACAGACACAGAUUGAGCUCGACAAUCGCAACAAUAUGCAAAUGCAGCUAAGCGGCAACAAAUAUUCAAGGACAAAGCAACACACAACCCAUUCCCAUUCCCAACCCAUUCCCAACCCAUUCCCAUGCCCAUUCCCACUCCUUUCCCAC
This is a messenger RNA of Drosophila subobscura, 1227 nucleotides long. RefSeq lists its product as uncharacterized. Bases 43 to 801 code for a protein of 252 amino acids. Gene Ontology annotation, cellular component: membrane. The record is from RefSeq and is a predicted model, not a curated record. NCBI's taxonomy places the organism in Eukaryota, Metazoa, Arthropoda, Insecta, Diptera, Drosophilidae. The transcript is spliced from 5 exons.